AGGGCUACUUUCAGCCUGGUCUCUACUCCAAGACUGUACCUGGAGUUCUCCCCAACUACAGUGAAAGGACUUUGCUUUAUUCCUACAGUCUGUGUGCUGCCUCACAUUCCUCAAACACCGAGUUUAAAUUUCUCAAUAUAAAGGCUGAAGAUGCUGCACCACAAGAUCUGCUAUGUGAUGAAGCGUCUUGGUUUGAAAGUAAUGACAAUCCAAAAAUGCCUUCUAAUUCAGGCAAUUUGCAAUAGGUGAGUUUCUUCAAACCUUUCCUUCCAUAAAUAUAAUUGGAUUUCAAUUCAUUGAUUUAGAGAUAAAAUGUUUACAGAUUAAAUAUUUCCUGAUUACAUUAUUUUAUUGAUUUUCUGGGUGUGGAGUAGGGUGCCUAGGAAAUUCUUUGUAGAAUUUCCUGUAGAAUAUCUCUAUGGCAGUUGUUCUUUCAUAGAAAGCCUCCUUUUGGUAGUCUUGAAAUUUUUGUUAAUCCUAAUACACUAUAAUCUGAAACAUUUUUAAUACAGUAUUGUCUCACACUGUCAUUUUCAGACAUAUCUAUCCAGAAUUAGACACAAAUCUGCACAAUUAAGUGGUUUACUUAGCUUUAAUGCAGUCAAUCCUAAAGUAUAUUAAACAUAAUGUAUAUCUUAAGGCAUUUUUAAUGUAACCUAUAUAUAAUAUUUUUACUUCCCUUUGCAUGUUUUUUAAAGUAUACACAGAUGUUGCCUGUGUCAGGGCAGUUUUUAAUUUCUAUGCUAAUCAAAAGAAAUAAUGGAUCUCAAAUGGCAACUCUUGUAUUGGGUUCUAUAGUGAAUUGGUUCAAAAUGUGUUUGUGUAGCAUAUGCCUGUAGUCCCAGCUACUCGGGAGGCUGAGGUGGGAGGAUCCCUUGACCCCAGAAGGUUGCGGCUGCAAUGAUCUAUAAUUGUGCCCCUGCAGUCUAGCCUGGGAGACAGAGAGAGAGUUUGUCUCAAAAAAAUGUGUCUGUGGUUGUUGGUACCCUUAUUGAAAGUGGGACUAGUGUAAAUGGUGGUGAAAUAUGAUAAUUCAAAAUUUACAGAAGAUUGUAAUAUUAUUUCUGUUCCCCAAGAUCCUAAGAGAUAUUUUCAUAAAAAUGAAUGGUAAACAUCAGAGAACAUUUAAAAUUAUUCAGAAUAAUCUCUUGCACUCUUCUAAAUGCUUCAUUGUCUUGGGAAGGGAGAUAUUAUGAGUGUCAUCUAUGCAGAUUUAGCAGAAAUAAAAGCCUCUGUAUGAUAGUUUCACAAAACGAUGCAGUAUUAAGUUAGGACUCUGAGCGUCGCUGUUCACUAACCCGGGCAAGAAAAUCAACGCAAACUUGAGUUAACAUCCUCCAACCACAAAGCAAAUCAGACAGGAAAGCAGGAAAGCUGUGCGGAAAUUCUGACCUGAAACGCUUCGCAUCCGGUCUCUGCUUGUUGAAGGAACUUCACUGCUAUUUCUGAGAAGAGCAAAAGUGAUGAAGACCUGUUUUUCCUCUUCUUAAUCCCAGAGAAGUCUCUAAUAAGCCAGUAAUGGCGCCUCUGCAGAGGCGUCCGCUGCGCAGCGAGCAGGUCCUGCUCCUCACGCUCCUGGGGACGCUGUGGGGGGCCGCGGCAGCGCAGAUCCGCUACUCUAUUCCCGAGGAGCUGGAGAAAGGCUCCUUCGUAGGCAACAUCGCCAAAGACCUGGAACUGGAGCCCCGGGAGCUGGCGGGGCAUGGAGUCCGCAUCGUCUUCAGAGGUAGGACGCAGCUUUUCUCUCUGAACCCGCGAAGCGGCAGCUUGGUCACCGCGGGUAGAAUAGACCGGGAGGAGCUCUGUGCUCAGAGCCCGCGGUGUCUGGUGAGUUUUAACAUCCUUGUCGAGGAUAAACUGAAUCUUUAUCCCGUGGAAGUGGAAAUAGUGGACAUUAAUGACAAUACACCCCAAUUCUUAAAAGAAGAAUUGGAAGUGAAAAUUCUCGAAAAUGCAGCUCCAUCCUCUCGUUUUCCACUAACGGAGGUCUAUGACCCUGAUGUGGGAAUAAACUCCCUUCAGGACUUUAAGCUCAGUGGUAAUAGUCACUUCUCAGUGGACGUGCAAAGCGAAGGCCAUGGGCCCAAGUACCCGGAGCUGGUGCUGGAGGGCACCCUGGACCGGGAAGGAGAAGCCGUUUACCACCUGGUCCUUACUGCCAUGGAUGGCGGUGACCCUGUCCGCUCAAGCGUUGCCCGAAUUCUGGUAACAGUUGUAGAUGUGAAUGACAACGCUCCAGUGUUUACUCAGCCUGUCUACCGUGUAAGUGUUCCUGAAAACCUGCCAGUAGGCACACCAGUGUUGGCAGUAAAUGCCACCGACCAGGAUGAAGGAGUCCACGGGGAAGUAACUUACUACUUUGUGAAGAUUACAGAAAAGAUCUCACAAAUUUUCUGUUUGAAUGUUUUGUCUGGAGAAAUUUCAACUUCUGCAAAUCUAGACUAUGAGGAAUCGAGAUUUUAUGAGCUGGGUGUUGAAGCCCGGGAUCAGCCAGGUCUUCGAGACAGAGCGAAAGUCUUAAUAACUAUCUUGGAUGUCAAUGAUAAUGUACCAGAAGUGGUUGUUACAUCUGGAAGCAGAACAAUUGCUGAAAGUGCACCUCCAGGAACAGUCAUCGCUCUUUUUCAAGUGUUCGAUCGAGACUCUGGCCUGAAUGGCCUGGUAACCUGUUCCAUCCCGAGAAGUCUCCCAUUUGAAUUGGAAAAGACAGUUAGCAAUUAUUAUCGAUUAGUGACAAAUGCAGUUCUAGACCGGGAAGAGGUAUCCUUAUACAACAUUACUGUGACAGCCACGGACAAAGGAACACCACCUCUGUCAACAGAAACAAUCAUCUCCCUAAAUGUGGCAGACACCAACGACAACCCGCCCACCUUCCCCCACUCAUCCUACUCAGUCUAUGUCCUUGAAAACAACCCCAGGGGCGCCUCCAUCUUCUCUGUGAAUGCACUGGACCCUGAUAUGGACCAGAACGCCCGAGUCUCCUACUCACUGGCAGAAGACACCCUCCAGGGGGCGCCCCUGUCCUCCUACGUCUCCAUCAACUCCGACACUGGGAUUCUGUACACCCUGCGCUCCUUCGACUAUGAGCAGUUGAGAGACCUACAGCUGUGGGUGACAGCCAGCGACAGCGGGGACCCGCCUCUUAGCAGCAACGUGUCACUGAGCCUGUUUGUGCUGGACCAGAAUGACAAUGCGCCCGAGAUCCUGUAUCCCGCCAUUCCCACAGACGGUUCCACCGGCGUGGAGCUGGCGCCCCGCUCCGCAGAGCCUGGCUACCUGGUGACCAAGGUGGUGGCGGUGGACAGAGACUCGGGCCAGAACGCCUGGCUGUCUUACCACCUGCUCAAGGCCAGCGAACCGGGACUGUUCGCGGUGGGACUGCACACGGGCGAGGUGCGCACGGCUCGGGCCCUGCUGGACAGAGACGCGCUCAAGCAAAGCCUCGUGGUGGCCGUCCAGGACCACGGCCAGCCCCCUCUCUCCGCCACUGUCACGCUCACCGUGGCUGUGGCCGACAGCAUCCCAGAAAUCCUGGCCGACCUGGGCAGCCUGGAGCCCUCCGACGGUUCUCACAACUCUGACCUCACGCUGUACCUGGUGGUGGCGGUGGCUGUGGUCUCCUGCGUCUUCUUGGCCUUCGUCAUCGUGCUGCUGGCGCUCAGGCUGCGGCGCUGGCACAAGUCACGCCGGCUGCAGGCUUUGGGAGGUGGCUUGGCGAGCAUGCCCGGCUCACACUUUGUGGGCGUGGACGGGGUUCGGGCUUUCCUGCAGACCUAUUCCCACGAGGUCUCACUCACUGCAGACUCGCGGAAGAGUCAUCUGAUCUUCCCCCAGCCCAACUAUGCGGACACGCUCAUCAGCCAGGAGAGCUGUGAGAAAAGCGAGUCUCUUCUCAUAACUCAGGAUUUACUUGAAACGAAAGGAGACCCCAGGCGACUUCAGAACUUAGAAAAUGUGAAUGCUAGAGAUGAUGAAGCCAUUUACUCCAUACACACUUCCCGAGACUGGCGCCUGAGCAAGAGAAGCAGGACUACUAUGGCGGCUCAGCCAAGGGGCGGAGACUACAGAGGAUUCCUCCUGCUCUCCAUCCUCCUGGGGACCCUGUGGGAAGGCUGGGCAGGACGUAUUCUCUACUCCGUGUCGGAGGAAACGGACAAAGGGUCCUUUGUGGGUGACAUCGCCAAGGACCUGGGGCUGGAGCCCCAGGAGCUGGCGGAGCGCGGAGUCCGCAUCGUCUCCAGAGGUAGGACGCAGCUUUUCGCCCUGAACCCGCGCAGCGGCAGCUUGGUCACUGCGGGCAGGAUAGACCGGGAAGAGAUCUGCGCUCAGAGCGCGCGGUGUCUGGUAAACUUUAACAUCCUGAUGGAAGAUAAAAUGAAUCUUUACUCUAUAGACGUGGAAAUAAUAGAUAUUAAUGACAACGUUCCAAGAUUCUUGACGGAAGAAAUAAAUGUAAAAAUAAUGGAGAAUACAGCUCCCGGGGUUCGGUUUCCGUUAAGCGAGGCUGGGGAUCCAGAUGUAGGCACGAACUCCCUCCACAGUUACCAGCUCAGCCCCAAUCGCCACUUCUCCCUGGCUGUGCAAAGUGGAGACGAUGGAACUAAGUACCCGGAGCUGGUGCUGGAGCGGGUGCUGGACCGGGAGGAAGAGCGGGUUCAUCACCUGGUCCUCACAGCCUCUGACGGCGGCGACCCGCCCCGAUCCAGCACCGCCCGCAUCCAGGUAACAGUGGUGGAUGUGAAUGACCACGCGCCUGUCUUCUUUCUGCCUCAGUACCAAGUAACUGUCCCCGAGAAUGUACCAGUGGGCACAAAACUGCUCACGGUACAUGCUAUCGACCUGGACGAGGGAGUCAAUGGGGAAGUGACAUACUCUUUUCGGAAAAUAACUCCUAAACUUCUACAGAUGUUUCAUCUGAACUCGCUUACAGGAGAAUUAUCAACUUUAGAAGGAUUAGAUUAUGAAGAAACUGGCUUCUAUGAAAUGGAAGUUCAGGCUCAAGAUGUUCCUGGUAGUCUGACAAAGGCAAAAGUACUGAUCACAGUUUUAGAUGUAAAUGAUAAUGCUCCAGAAGUGAUUAUGACGUCUUUAAGUAGCUCAAUCCCUGAGGACACACCUCUUGGAACAGUAAUUGCUCUUUUCUACCUACAAGACAGAGAUUCUGGGAAGAAUGGUGAGGUGACCUGCACCAUUCCAGAAAAUCUACCUUUUAAAUUAGAAAAAUCAAUAGAUAAUUAUUAUAGAUUGGUCACAACCAAAAACUUGGACCGGGAAACACUCUCUUUGUAUAACAUCACACUGAAAGCCACAGAUGGUGGAAUUCCUCCCUUGUCCAGGGAAACUCACAUCUCCAUGCAGGUGGCAGACACCAACGAUAACCCACCCACCUUCCCCCACUCAUCCUACUCAGUCUACAUCCCUGAGAACAACCCCAGAGGGGCCUCCAUUUUCUUAGUGACUGCACAGGACCACGACAGUGAGGAGAAUGCCCAGGUCACUUAUUCCUUGGCUGAAGACACCAUCCAGGGGGGACCAGUGUCCUCCUAUGUCUCUAUAAACUCUGACACUGGAGUCCUGUAUGCGCUGCAAUCCUUUGACUAUGAGCAGUUGAGAGAACUACAACUAACAGUGACCGCACGUGACAGCGGGGACCCACCUCUCAGUAGCAACAUGUCACUGAGCCUGUUUGUGCUGGACCAGAAUGACAACCCGCCUGAGAUCCUGUACCCGGCCCUCCCCACAGACGGUUCUACUGGCCUGGAGCUGGCACCCCGCUCUGCAGAGCCCGGCUACCUGGUGACCAAAAUAGUGGCAGUGGACAAAGAUUCAGGCCAGAACGCCUGGCUGUCAUACCUCCUGCUUAAGGCCAGCGAGCCAGGACUGUUUGUGGUGGGGCUGCACACGGGUGAGGUGCGGACGGCGCGAGCCCUGCUGGACAGAGACGCGCUCAAGCAGAGCCUCCUGGUGGCCGUCCAGGACCACGGCCAGCCUCCUCUGUCAGCCACCGUCACACUCACCGUGGCUGUGGCCGACAGCAUCCCCGAAGUCUUGGCCGACCUGGGCAGCCUUGAGCCCUCCAACGGUCCUUACAAUUCUGACCUCAUGCUGUACCUGGUGGUGGCAGUGUCCGCAGUCUCCUGCAUCUUCCUAGCCUUCGUUCUCGUACUGCUGGCGCUCAGGCUGUGGCGCUGGCUCAAGUCACGCCGGCUGCAGGCUUCAGAAGGUGGCCUGGCGAGUGUGCCCACCUCACACUAUGUGGGCGUGGACGGGGUUCGGGCUUUCCUGCAGACCUAUUCCCACGAGGUCUCCCUCACCUCGGACUCUCGGAAGAGUCACCUGAUCUUCCCCCAACCCAACUAUGCGGACACACUUAUCAGCCAGGAGAGCUGUGAGAAAAAUGAUUCUUUGCUAACAUCCGUAGAUUUUCAUGAAUGUAAAGACAAAGUGCCAACUAUUCAGGUGAGCCCAGCCCUUCCUUUAUUUCCGUGAGUAAUUUGUUUGCAUGAUAUUUCUCUAUUAUUUUGCAAAACAAGUGUUUUGAAAAUAGGGAUUUUAAAAACUUUGUAGAGGUAAAACUGAGUUUACCGGUUUCCUUCAGUUGUGACACUUUAAUAUAGAACACAUAGGAUAUAGCAUUUCUUUAGUGAAAACCUGUGG
This is a messenger RNA of Cercocebus atys (sooty mangabey), 6657 nucleotides long. Its product is annotated as protocadherin gamma-A6-like. Gene Ontology annotation, biological process: homophilic cell-cell adhesion. The transcript is spliced from 3 exons. Gene Ontology annotation, molecular function: calcium ion binding. The record is from RefSeq and is a predicted model, not a curated record. Gene Ontology annotation, cellular component: plasma membrane. Bases 1519 to 6489 code for a protein of 1656 amino acids. NCBI's taxonomy places the organism in Eukaryota, Metazoa, Chordata, Mammalia, Primates, Cercopithecidae.